ACGUGGGAAACGCAUGGAUCCAAUGUUGUUAAAAUUUAGCAGGAAUAAUGUUACAGUUCAGGGCUGUCAGAGAAUAAAGCAGCAGAAUGACGUUUACAACGGAGUUGUCCGCUACUAGAUGCUAGCGCCGAUAGCUGUUUGACAUUCGUAAUGAAUGAGUCGAAAAGGAGGCAUAAAACUGUAACGGGAUAACCCUUUUUACUUUCAUUCCACAUUAUUAUUGCGCCAGUUUACAACUGACUACAGCUUUGGCAGCAAGCUUGGAGUUUUCUAGCUGGUCCAAGCUGAUCUGGGAAUAUAUGCAGAUCCCCGAUUGCUGAAGCAGUCUUCCAGAAGAUGGCAACCGAAAACGGAGUGGGUGAUGAUUGGAUCAUAGACAGCGGCGCCGUGUCCGACUGGAACACGGGCAGCACACCAGACAGCCGCGCUCUGGCCUGCCUCAGGAAUCAUGUCACUGAGACAGAUCACAGGGCCCGACAGGUGACAAAAGGAGAUUUUGAAACUUUUGACUACAUUCUAUGCAUGGAUGAAAGCAAUUUAAGAGACCUCAAGAGGAAAGCCAACGCGGUGAAGAACUGCAAAGCUAAGAUCGAGCUCCUUGGGAGCUACGACCCUCAGAAGCAGCUGAUCAUCAAUGACCCAUAUUAUGGGAGUGACAAGGAUUUUGAAGUCGUUUACGAUCAGUGUCUUAGAUGCUGCAAAGCCUUUUUGGAAAACAACUCUUGAUGCUUCUGCCUGAGUGGUGUUGGUCAGUAACGUCACAGAAAUGUCGAUGCACUUUCGUCGCAUUCUCGUUAGCUGUUGCUUUAUCAACUGCUAGUUAAAACUAUAAUAUGAAGGUGAUCACUUAUGUUGAAUAUCUAAAUUAAAAACAUGAUUGUUUAAUAGAACAUUGAUUUGUCUGUCAGUAGUUUUAUGGAAAAAAAUAUUGAGCAGUAAAAUCAUCGCUAAUGUAAAAAUCAAGAUUUAUCUCCCUUGGUUCAUAAAUACUUGUGGUCAGCUUUCAUUUUGUGAUCAAAAUAAAAAACAUCUCCUUCCAGAGC
Messenger RNA from Paramormyrops kingsleyae, 1043 nucleotides. RefSeq names its product acid phosphatase 1 (gene acp1). Gene Ontology annotation, biological process: protein dephosphorylation. The record is from RefSeq and is a predicted model, not a curated record. NCBI's taxonomy places the organism in Eukaryota, Metazoa, Chordata, Actinopteri, Osteoglossiformes, Mormyridae. Gene Ontology annotation, molecular function: acid phosphatase activity; non-membrane spanning protein tyrosine phosphatase activity. Gene Ontology annotation, cellular component: cytoplasm.